AUGAAGGCAGAAGCAGCCACGGAGAUCCUAGUGGCUGAAGAAAAGAAAAAGCCUCCGGCUGCCCCCUCUGCCCCUGUUUUGCAGGAAGAUUCGGCUCUUCUUGAUCUCCUUCUCACACCUCCACCAUAUUCUCUCCCCCCUCCUAUUCAGCCCGAACCCCCACUUCCCCAACCUUCUCCAGAAGCCAAUGAGGGAGGACCUGCAACGAACACCCGACAACGUAGGGCCGCCUCCCCCAGGUGGCCUGCCGACUCCUCUUCAGCAGCUGUUCUUCCUCUCAGGGCUCUGGGUCCCCCUGAUGCUGAUGGAGUUCAGCCCCUUCAAUAUUGGCCCUUUUCUACUAGUGAUUUAUACAAUUGGAGGACCCAGAACGCCCCAUUUUCAGAGAGACCUAAAGAGCUUAUUAAUUUGUUAGAAACUGUUCUGUUUACUCAUCAACCUACGUGGGACGAUUGUCAGCAGCUACUCCAGAUAUUAUUCACCACAGAAGAAAGAGAAAGGAUCCAGCUAGAGGCACGGAAACUGGUGCCAGGAGAUAAUGGGCAACCCACGGCUAACCCUGCGACGAUUGACUCCUCCUUCCCUUUGUCUAGGCCACAGUGGGACUAUAACACGGCGGAAGGUAAGGAGCGGCUCCGGGUCUACCGCCAGACUCUGUUGGGGGGUCUCAAAGCGGCCGCUCGCAGGCCCACUAAUUUGGCUAAGGUAGGUAAUGUACAGCAAGGGAGAGAAGAGAGUCCUGCGGCGUUCCUGGAGAGACUGAUGGACGCAUUCCGUCAGUACACUCCCAUGGACCCUGAGGCGGAGAAUACUAGGUCAGCCUUAAUGAUGCAUUUUAUUAAUCAGUCAGCCCCAGAUAUAAGGAAGAAGUUACAGAAGAUAGAUAGAUUAGGUGAAAAAUCUAUUCAAGAUCUGAUGGCAGUAGCAGAGAAAGUUUAUAAUAACCGAGAGACACCUGAAGAGAAGCAGACUAGAGCCGCCGACCGGCAGACCAGAAAUAUAGCUCGCAUUCUCCUGGCCGCCACCAGCGCCCAGCCGAACGAACGAGAGAAGAGAUUGAAACAACUGGCAGAAGGUAAGCCGAAACCUAACCUCCAGGGAAAACCAAAGUUAGGACGGAACCAGUGUGCAUAUUGUAAAAAAGAAGGACAUUGGGUUAAGGAUUGCCCUAAAAAGUUCAAACAAGGAACCAACGUUUUGGCUCUGGAGGACCUGAGAGACUAGGGGAGACGGGGCCCGGAACCCCUCCCCGAGCCCAGGGUAACCUUAAAAGUGGAGGGGACCCCAAUUGAGUUUUUAGUGGACACUGGGGCCGAACAUUCUGUCCUGCUUGACCCACGGGGAAAACUCUCUUCAAAGACUUCAUGGGUGCAGGGGGCCACUGGUAUGAAAAAAUAUUCAUGGACUACCCGAAGAAACCUAGAUCUGAGUACGGGCCGGGUAUCCCACUCUUUCAUGGUCAUACCAGACUGCCCCUACCCACUGCUUGGCCGAGACUUGCUAACCAAAAUAGGAGCCCAGAUCCAUUUCUCACCUGAGGGGGUGAAUGUUACUGACCCGGCCGGUAGGCCGGUACAAGUUCUAACCAUGCAAAUAGAAGAUGAAUACAGAUUACACCAAGGCCCUUCCGAAGUUACCUUGCUACAGUAUGUGGACGACCUUUUGUUGGCCGCAGAAUCCCAACAAACCUGUCUGGAGGCAACCAGAGACUUGCUGUAUACUUUAGGUGAGCUGGGAUAUCGGGCGUCUGCAAAGAAAGCACAAAUUGGCAGACAAGAGGUUCAUUACCUAGGAUACAUAUUAAAAGAAGGACAGCGGUGGCUGUCCAAAGCUAGAAAAGAGACUGUGUUAAAGAUCCCUAAGCCCCAGAGUCAACGCGGAAUUAGAGAAUUUCUGGGGUCCGCUGGAUUCUGUAGAUUAUGGAUCCCAGGUUUUGCUGAAAUGGCAAAACCACUAUACCAGGCAACAAAAGAGACUAUACCAUUUGCCUGGACAGAGGAAAUGGAUAAAGCCUUCCAGGACAUUAAGGCAGCCCUCCUGUCAGCCCCUGCCCUAGGUCUACCUGACGUCACUAAGCCCUUCCUUCUCUAUGUAGAUGAGAACAGAGGGGUAGCCAAAGGCGUGUUACUCCAGAAACUGGGACCUUGGAAAAGACCAGUGGCAUAUCUUUCAAAAAAACUGGACCCAGUGGCUAGUGGAUGGCCCCCCUGCUUGCGUAUGGUGGCUGCUGUGGCCUUGUUAGUAAAAGACGCUGGCAAAUUAACCCUGGGACAAGAACUGCAAAUAACAACCCCACAUGCCAUAGAGGGUAUAUUGAGACAACCUCCAGAUCGAUGGAUCAGUAACGCUAGACUGACCCAUUACCAGGGACUACUACUAAACCCUACCAAGAUCAUUUUUCAGCCGCCAGCUACUUUGAACCCAGCCACACUCCUGCCGGAUCCAGACCUGGACGCUCCACUACAUGACUGUGCUGACAUCCUGGCUCAGGUAUGUGGGAUCCGAGCUGAUCUGAAAGACGUCCCCCUUCCGGAUGCUGAGCUGACUUGGUACACGGAUGGGAGCAGCUUCGUACAAAAUGGACAAAGGUAUGCGGGUGCGGCCGUGACCACUGAAACAGAAGUCAUAUGGGCUGCCCCUUUGGCCCAUGGGACUUCGGCCCAAAAAGCCGAACUUAUAGCAUUGACUGAAGCACUCAAAAGAGGUAGAGAAAAAAAACUGACCGUUUAUACAGACAGCAGAUACGCCUUUGCCACAGCGCACAUACACGGGGCCAUCUAUAGAGAGAGAGGACUCCUGACGGCCGAAGGAAAGACUAUAAAAAAUAAAGAGACAAUUCUUGAGCUUCUACAAGCCCUUUGGCUGCCCAAGAAACUGGCCAUAGUCCACUGCCCAGGCCACCAAAGAGGCGACUCCUCCGUGGCAAGGGGCAAUCGACUGGCUGAUCUUUCAGCCAAGGAAGCUGCUCUAGCAUCUGUUACCCCGGUUUUGGCAGUUCGACUCCCUGAUCCAGGGACCAUGACUCUACCCGAUAACCCCGAAUACAACGCUAAGUCAGCGCCUAUCCUACCUGAAAAACUGGGGACAGAACUGCUCUGGAAAAUUCAUAAUGCAACCCAUUUAGGGGCGAAAAAAAUGCAGGAUCUUGUCAGAAAUGCAAAGAUUGUCAUCAAAGACUACCGGGCGAAAAUAGAAAAAAUUGCUUCAGACUGUAAGGCUUGCCAGCUAACAAACCCAACCAAGACUUCAGGAGCAACUAAAGGAGCCAGAGAAAGGGGAACACGCCCUGGAGCCUACUGGGAAGUAGACUUUACUGAGGUAAAACCGGGAAAAUACAGAUAUAGAUACCUGCUAGUCUUCAUAGAUACCUUUUCUGGAUGGGUAGAGGCCUACCCAACAAAAAAGGAGACAGCCCAGGUAGUAACAAAAAAACUCUUAGAGGAGAUCCUGCCGCGGUUCGGAUUCCCUGCACAGGUAGGUUCCGAUAACGGUCCCGCCUUUGUCUCCAAGGUAAGUCAGGGACUGGCGGCGGUUCUGGGGACAAAUUGGAAAUUACAUUGUGCCUAUCGACCCCAGAGUUCAGGGCAAGUAGAAAGAAUGAACAGAACUUUAAAAGAGACCUUGACCAAAUUAACCCUAGAGACUGGCGGGGACUGGGUGGCGCUCCUCCCCUUUGCCUUGUUCCGGGUGCGGAACUCACCUUACAUGUUCGGGUUAACCCCCUUUGAAAUUAUGUUCGGGAGACCUCCCCCUAUUGUACCUAGUUUAAAGACUGACUUAAUAGCUGACUUGCCUGUUGAUGCUCUAUUUUCCUCCCUCCGACUCCUCCAACGGGUGCACAAGGACAUUUGGAAACGGCUAGAAGCCAUAUACCUCACCAAGCCACCGCCUGAACCGCAUCGUUUUCAGCCAGGAGAUUGGGUCUAUGUGCGGAGACACCACUCAGGCACCCUCGAACCACGCUGGAAAGGACCCUACUCUGUCAUCCUAGUCACACCAACGGCCCUCAAGGUAGAUGGUAUUUCAACAUGGGUCCACUUCUCGCAUGUGAGGCCUGCUGAUCCUUUCACCGACCUCCACGAGGUUCUGCCACAAUGGAGAGUCUCCAAACAUCCGGACAAUCCACUCAAGCUAAAACUCUGGAAACGCCCCAAAGAAGCAUCUCCCUCUUAA
Molecule: messenger RNA, 4173 nt
Organism: Cervus elaphus (red deer)
Lineage: Eukaryota; Metazoa; Chordata; Mammalia; Artiodactyla; Cervidae
Exons: 4
Biological process (GO): proteolysis; DNA integration; virion assembly
Molecular function (GO): nucleic acid binding; RNA-DNA hybrid ribonuclease activity; aspartic-type endopeptidase activity
Source: RefSeq, a predicted model, not a curated record